GAAAAAACUUAGUUUCACACAAUUUAGAAAACACAAUUUUUUUAUAUAAAAAGCACAACUUACAACACCCUUCUAGCACAAGCUAAUAAUUAAUCCCCUUUCACAUUGUUCCUAGCAACUUCUACUUGAAGUUUCACUCACAAGUUUCCACAUGGAGUUGGAUUUUGACUUGGAUUUUGAGGACUACUUUCCAUCCAUGGUUGCGAGUUUAGGAGCAGAAGCAUUUAUAGGUGAACUUUGCUACGGGUUUCAUUUGCUUAUGGAUGUCAACAAGGGUCUUAUAACAUUUGAGAGUUUGAAGAUGAAUUGUUUCAUGCUUGGUAUGGAGGUGAAGGAUGAUGAGCUCGUGUACAUGCUAAUGGAAGGUGAUUUGGAUGGAGAUGGUGCUUUAAAUCCAAUGGAGUUUUGCAUUCUUAUGUUUAGGUUGAGUCCAUGUUUAAUGGAAGGACCUAAAAUGUGCACAAAUCCUCAAGGUGUGAAUCCAAUGUUAAUGUGAUGACACUCUUCUAUCUAACUCUCUUUUCUGCUAGCUUUCUCUCAUAAUUUAAUUUAUAUGCACGAUCAAGUUAAAGACAUUUUACACUGUCAAUUAAUCAUGGUUGUUAUAUUACUUAACAUAUUUGACGUUAAUUAUAAUUAUUUCUAAAGUCAUAUAAUCUGUUGUGAUUUGUGACAGUGUAAAAUGCACUACUUCCUCCGAUCUUGAAUAUAAGAAGAAGAAAAAAAAUCAAACAAAGUAAAUGUAUCUUGUUUAGAUUUUAAACUAGAUACAUUAACUUUUUUUGAAUCUCUUACUUAUAUUUUAGCCCAGAGUAGCACAUUAAUAGUGUAUUAAAAUUAAAUUAUUCUCUCUAUUUCUCUUAUAUUUAAUAAAACAUAACAUUGUAUCCAUAAGAGAAUUGGGAGCUAGAGGUUGAUUAAAAGCGUCUUAGUGUAACUCUAUUAGUUAGUGU
Messenger RNA from Medicago truncatula (barrel medic), 953 nucleotides. Its product is annotated as calcium-binding protein PBP1. Gene Ontology annotation, molecular function: calcium ion binding. Bases 152 to 496 code for a protein of 114 amino acids. The record is from RefSeq and is a predicted model, not a curated record. The transcript has a single exon. Lineage: Eukaryota; Viridiplantae; Streptophyta; Magnoliopsida; Fabales; Fabaceae.